AUGUCUAGGGACCGAAAAUCUAAAUGGAAAUGUGAAGAUUGUAGCGACAGUGUAAAGGCAGCUAGUGCUGACACAAAUGCUGAAACUCCUUUAACUAUAGAAAUGAUUAGAGAUGAAAUCAAGAGUUGUUUCCGUAGUUUCGAAGGGCAAUUUUUACGAGAACUGAAGCCUAUUAAAGAAGAAAUUGGUGAACUAAAAAAAUCCCUGGAUUUCUGCAAUAAAUCGUCUGAAGAAAUGAACAGUAAACUUAUCGGUAUAGUCGAUGAAAUAAAACAAGUUAGAGAAGAAAAUAGAAAAUUGGUGCUGGAAAAUAGAACAUUGAACGAUAAGAUAGAAAGCAUCGAACGGGAAUUAGAUGCAAUCGAACUUCGAUCGAAAGAAAACAACAUUGAAAUUAACAACUAUCCUGAGGAAAAAGAUGAGAAUCUGAAUGAUAUAAUUGGAAAGAUGGCUACUGAGUUGCAUCUAGAAGAAAAAGGUGAAAUAAUUAACAUGCACCGAGUUCCAACGCAAAGUAAAAAUAGAAUAAAACCUAUUAUAGUGAGAUUUAAGGAUAUUCUCACACGUAAUACAUUGCUCAGAGCUACCAAAGAUAAUAAAAAUUUAACUACGACCAUGAUUAACAAUAAAUUUGAAGAACAAAAGAUUUUUAUCAAUGAACAUGUUACAAGAAAGGUUAAGGAAUUACAUUUUAUAGCCAGAAAAUUCAAGAGUGAAAAUGAUUAUAAAUUUGUUUGGAUGAAAGGAGGAAAGGUCUUUCUUCGAAAAAGUGAGAAUGAUAGAGUAAUACAGGUAAGGAGGAAAGAGGACUUGGAUAAAUUGAGAAAUAAUUCAAACCAGUUUUUGUGCGAUGGAAGACCACGAUAUUAA
Messenger RNA from Uloborus diversus, 870 nucleotides. Its product is annotated as major antigen-like. Lineage: Eukaryota; Metazoa; Arthropoda; Arachnida; Araneae; Uloboridae. Bases 1 to 870 code for a protein of 289 amino acids. The transcript has a single exon. The record is from RefSeq and is a predicted model, not a curated record.